Messenger RNA from Cotesia congregata, 690 nucleotides. The record is from the annotation of a GenBank genome assembly. NCBI's taxonomy places the organism in Eukaryota, Metazoa, Arthropoda, Insecta, Hymenoptera, Braconidae.
UGGACUCAUUUUUUCAAGCGUGUGCUUCCGAUUUGUAUCUCGCGGGAUCAUUACCACAAAAGGCGGCCCACUGGGGGCAAACGCAAGCCCAUCAGGAAGAAGAGGAAGUUCGAAUUAGGUAGACCUGCGGCCAACACCAAACUCGGUGCUCAAAGAAUCCACACCGUUCGUACCCGUGGAGGUAACAAAAAAUACCGCGCGCUCCGUCUUGAUACCGGUAACUUCGCCUGGGCAAGUGAGGGUAGCACUCGCAAAACCCGUAUCAUCGAUGUAGUCUACAAUGCCUCUAACAACGAGCUUGUUAGAACCAAAACAUUGGUGAAAAAUGCUAUUGUCACCAUUGAUGCUACUCCAUUCAGACAGUGGUACGAAAGCCACUACAUCGUACCUUUGGGUCGCAAACGCGGUGCUAAACUCGGUGAAGCCGAAGAAGAGAUCUUUAACAAGAAAAGAUCAAAGAAAACUGAAAACAAAUACAAGGCGAGACAGCGGAUAAGUAAAGUUGAGCAAGCUUUAGAAGAACAGUUCGCCACUGGACGUGUGUUAGCCUGCAUCGCUAGUCGACCAGGUCAAUGUGGUCGCGCUGAUGGAUAUAUUUUGGAAGGCAAAGAACUCGAGUUCUACAUGCGUAAAAUAAAAAGCAAAAAGGCCAAAUUAUCAGUUGGGUUGGAUAAUGAAACAAGUAAUAAU